This is a messenger RNA of Nematocida parisii ERTm1, 921 nucleotides long. RefSeq names its product CAMK/CAMKL protein kinase. Gene Ontology annotation, molecular function: protein serine/threonine kinase activity; ATP binding. The transcript has a single exon. The record is from RefSeq and is a predicted model, not a curated record. Lineage: Eukaryota; Fungi; Microsporidia. The coding region runs from base 1 to 921 and encodes 306 amino acids. Gene Ontology annotation, biological process: intracellular signal transduction; protein phosphorylation.
AUGGAAGGGAAAAGGACUCAAAGCAUGAUCACACUGCAGGGAAUCUCUAACACUGCAAAAGUACAAGAAGAAGACCAAAUCUAUUUUGAAAUAUAUUCAGAAAACGGGUUAGUAAGAAGUAUUUCUUCCCCUGUGCUUAUUACACCCACAGAAAGACCACACGAAAGAAUCCCACAGAAUGAACCAAUUAAACCAGAUACUCCUGAAUUAUUCAUAAGAACAAGGAUUAUCUACAUAAUAAGCCAUAACAAGAAUUCUCAUUUAUAUCUGGGCGUAGACACACUUACACAUAAAAAACUAGCCAUUAAAAUAAUUAGUACUAGAUCGUAUGAGAAUAAAGUACAGGCAAGGAAUGAGACAAGGAUACUUCCCAUUCUGAACCAUAAGAAUAUUAUAAAGUAUCUUGGGAAUAGGGAAUUCUUAAGCGUAGUAAUAAUAUACUUAGAAUAUUUUAAAAGUGUGGAUUUAUUCUGUUUAAUAAAAAGGAACGGGAUACUUCCUGUACCACUUGCACUGAAGAUAUUUAAAAGUCUUGUAGAUACGGUUAAGUAUAUGCACUCGUGCCGGGUUUGUCAUUUAGACAUAAAACCAGAGAAUAUUUUAAUUAACGGCCGGUUAGAUAUAAAAAUAAUAGAUUUCGGGUUAUCACAGAAAGCAUUGAAAAAUGGACUAAUUGAAGCGUACGGUGGAUCAAUAAAUUAUGCAUCACCAGAGGCCGUUAGAGGGGGUGUAUACAAUGGAUUCCUUUCUGAUUCAUGGUCGUGUGGGGUUGUUUUAUUUAUUAUGGUAAAUGGAUAUUUUCCUAUUUCAAGAAGAACCCCUUCAUUACCACACGUCCCCAUCAAAAUAAUUUCAAUUAUUGAACAACUACUUGCUGUUUCCCCUGAAGAGAGAGUACCAAUCUGCUCAUUGAAUUUAUAA